Molecule: messenger RNA, 2130 nt
Organism: Mytilus trossulus (common blue mussel)
Lineage: Eukaryota; Metazoa; Mollusca; Bivalvia; Mytilida; Mytilidae
Product: hemicentin-2-like
Exons: 7
Coding region: 1-2130 (709 amino acids)
Source: RefSeq, a predicted model, not a curated record
AUGGUAGCCAGGGAUCCUGAAGACUGCUCGACAGAAGAGGCAGGCGGAAUACAACAUGUAUCACCUCUAACACAAACUAUUUUUGUGAAAGAAGGAGCCACUGCAAAGCUCCUGUGUCCUCAGCGAACAGAAACAAUUUCAACAACAUGGACAGGUCCGGUGUCUGAAAACCCUAUUGCAGAUGGCCGACAAAUUAGCUAUUUUUUCAAAGCUGGCAAAUUUAGCGUGACGGGUAAUUUUUCAAGCGGCGAAUCCAUUCUGUUAAUAAAUACUGUAACAUCAGAUGACCAGGGAGACUAUACUUGUGAUAUUGUUGUAGACGGCAUGCCCUUGCAGCACACAGUACGGCUGAUAUUGGAACAACCACCGACACAAAUGAUGAUCAGUGGAUUAGACAACUUUGGCCGAAAACAUGGACAAGAGGGACAACGCAUUGCUCUUACAUGUACUGUUGAAAGUGGACAACCAGAGGAAACAAUGUUAUGGACUAGAAAUGGAACAGUCGUUAAAGUCGGAGGUCCGAGGAUCUUGAGAUUCGAUUGGAUUGCUACUCGGUCAGACAAUUUACUGAAUUAUACAUGCACGGCAAAUAAUUCAGCAACAAAUGACCCACUAAUGAAAACCGUACAACUCGAUAUAGCAUAUACACCAGUCUUGUCAGCAAACGGCAGUAAAGAAAUACAACAUUUUGAAGGUCAAUCUCUAUACGUCACGUGUGAUCAAAGCAGUAACCCCCCAUCGAGUGAACCAAAAUGGUGGCAUGUUGAUGUAAUGAGCAUAAAACGAUUGUUUUCAAAUAGCCGUAUCCUCUACAUCAAUGUCAUCACGCGACGAGACACUGGAAUAUACAUAUGUGAAGCCGCCAAUACUAUAGGAACUGGUUCAACAAACAUCAGUAUUAACGUCCUUUAUCCACCAACUGUUCGUAUUGACUACAACAAUUACACCGAGAAUGAAAACAGAAGAGAAUUAUUGUGCGUAGCUAAUGGAAAUCCAGAUAAAUAUACAUUCAGUCAGUGGGAUCAAAAAUCACAAUUUGGAGAACACAUUCGAUUCAUUGAUGGAUAUACGAACGGAAGUCUCGUCCUCCCAGCCACUCCAACCAAAAGCUAUCAAGAUGCUGGUUUCUAUGUUUGUACAGUCAGUAACGGAGUACCCGAUACACAUGGUCAAGUGAACCAGUCAACUGAUGCUUUUCUAUCUGUACAAGGAAAACCUGUUUUUAUAGAGGGAAACAAGAAAAUAUUUUACGGCAUAGUUAAUGAGCCAACAUAUAUUCGUUUAGAAGUAUAUAGUGUUCCUAAAGUUACGGAUAUACAACUGAAAGAUAUAAACGGUGUCAUCGUGAACCGACAGAGAGAUGCUGUUAUAACAGAUGAGUCAGCUCUGUUAAGAUUCAAAUUUCACAACACAUUAGUGAAGGUAAAUGGGUAUCAGCUAAAAAUCCAUUUCUCAACGUUUUCACAAAGGGAUGUCGGAAAGUACGCCUUGGAUAUAUCUAACAGAUAUGGAAAGGAUACCACAAACUUUACAAUUCAGGCUGCUAGUAGAGAAGAAGGCAUGUUCACAAUAUUUGCUGUAAUAAGCAGUGCUGCAGUAGUUUUUAUAAUUCUCCUACCUGCAGUAUUAUGUAGUUGCAUUAGAAACCGAUGUUCUGGUGAAGUAUCAGGAUUUAGACCAAGGACCAUACCCACUGAUGGUCCAAGUAUAUAUGAUGAAAUUCCUUCUGAUCACAUUCCUGACAAUUUCGUGCCGAUAAAUACUAUAGAGUCAAAUGACGAAGUGGGGAUAUUUACAAUGCCGCGAAUACAGGUCGAACGUCAAUUGGAGACCAAAUCCGAUGUUUAUAUUUCUGAGAGUGAAGUAUAUCAAGUGAACGAUGACCAUUUAGAACCGUGGGUAAAAAGGCAAUCGGUAUCCGAUUCAUUGGAUUCUGGGAGUGAUGUGUGUGCAUUAAAUACUUAUUAUUUACAUCAAAAUGUAAAAAGUCAAUCGGAGUCUAGUUCAUGUAAUUCCGGAAGUGACAUUCUUAAAGUAAAUGACGACUAUUUACAUCCUUAUGUGUCCCUUAAGCCCAAUUGGAAAGAAAUCUCCAAAGCUGAAGGGUUGUACAUGCAACACGUUAAAUAA